AUGGCGGAAGCAACGCAGCUCGAUGCUUUCUUAGCGGUCAUGACGCAAUAUUCGCCUACUGUCCCGGACGAGCUGGUUGAAUUCUACCUGCAGCAAACUGGAUUUGCAACGAACGACGUGCGCAUCACGCGGCUGAUCUCAUUAGUAGCACACAAGUUCCUGCUGGACGUGACGCACGAUGCAAUGCAGUACCAACGUAUCCGGUCACAAGCUACGUCAUCCACGACCACAGGCACGUUAUUAACAGCCGUGCAGCCAUCUGAUGGUAUUUCACCCAAUGCCAGUCGUGCAGUCCUAACAAUGGAAGACCUUGCAGCGAGUUUAAAGGAAUAUGGAGUGAAUAUCUGCAGACCUGAGUAUGUAAGUGACGUGGUAGAAAAACCCACAAACUAA
Molecule: messenger RNA, 393 nt
Organism: Peronospora farinosa
Lineage: Eukaryota; Oomycota; Peronosporomycetes; Peronosporales; Peronosporaceae
Source: the annotation of a GenBank genome assembly